GGCGCCCCCUCCGUCCGUGCCUGGUGGUGAUGGCUGCCGCGGCGUCCCUGUCCCCGGAGGAGCUGCUGCCCAAGGGCGGCUCGAGCAGGGCCGAAGAGCUGGAGGACGAGCUGGAGGAGGAGGACGACGACGAGGAGCUGGACGAGACGCUGGCGGAGCGGCUGUGGGGGCUCACGGAGAUGUUCCCCGAGUGCGUCCGCUCGGCGGCAGGAGCCACGUUCGACCUGUCGCUGUCGGUAGCGCAGAAGAUGUACAGAUUCUCCAGGGCAGCUCUGUGGAUUGGGACCACUUCCUUCAUGAUUCUGGUUCUUCCUGUUGUGUUUGAAACUGAAAAGCUGCAGAUGGAGCAGCAGCAGCAGCUGCAGCAGCGACAGAUCCUCCUGGGACCCAACACGGGGCUCUCAGGGGGGAUGCCGGGGGCCCUGCCACCAUUGUCUGGGAAGAUCUAAUUUGUGGAAGCUGCGUUGGAUUUGUAUCAUGUGGGAAGACCUUGAGAUUAUGAUCUAUUGAACUGUUGAGUUGUUGGGUCAGGGCAUUUUUUUGCUUUUCCCCUUUGUUUUUAUUUUUGGUUCUCCUUUGGGACACUGACCUGUUCACAAAGAGGGGGGAAGCCUGUCCCCCUCUGGACCGGCUGACAGCUCCUGGCUGCAUCCUCCCCCUGUACAGAAGUCGUUUUUCCUUUUAUUCAAUCAAUGCACCAUAACCAGUCAGACUUGAACUGGGGGAAUUCAGUUCCUCUUCCAGGCCCCUCGUACUCCCAUAAAACCACCCCAGGGCUCAGGCUGGGCUUCAGAAGUCAAGCAAAAUGAGUCCUGAAUCCUUUGCUGGCUGACGUGGAGUUGAAGGACACUGGUGAGAGAAGGAGGAAGAGAAAUAACUUCCACAGCAGGCAAAGCAAAAGGAA
Neopsephotus bourkii (Bourke's parrot) is the source of this 904-nucleotide messenger RNA. RefSeq names its product translocase of outer mitochondrial membrane 22 (gene TOMM22). The transcript has 5 exons. The coding region runs from base 30 to 449 and encodes 139 amino acids. NCBI's taxonomy places the organism in Eukaryota, Metazoa, Chordata, Aves, Psittaciformes, Psittacidae. Gene Ontology annotation, biological process: intracellular protein transport. The record is from RefSeq and is a predicted model, not a curated record. Gene Ontology annotation, cellular component: mitochondrial outer membrane.